Lutzomyia longipalpis is the source of this 6569-nucleotide messenger RNA. RefSeq lists its product as uncharacterized. The transcript has 9 exons. The record is from RefSeq and is a predicted model, not a curated record. Lineage: Eukaryota; Metazoa; Arthropoda; Insecta; Diptera; Psychodidae. Gene Ontology annotation, cellular component: membrane. The coding region runs from base 1765 to 3576 and encodes 603 amino acids.
CAGUCAGUUGGAUUUCAGAAGCGGCACAGAAUGGAUCUGUGAGUCGUGCUUUUUGCCCAAAAGUCUCCCAGUUUAGAGUGUGCUUCCCAAACCGUGGAAAUAUUUCUCAAUUUUAAAUAUUAAACCGCAUACACAUGCCGUACGCAAAAAUUGAUAAACUCUGAUAUAAAGUUAGUGCAGUUCACUGAGGUGUUUACAGAGAAGAACCAAUUAAUUUCUCUACCGUAUGGUGAUGUGUUGAGAAAAAAAAAAUUAAAUUAAAUAAAAAGGAAGAAACAAAGGUCUUGCAAAAGAAAACUCAAGAGGUGAAAAAGUUAUUUGUGCCUGAGGAGUAGCUUCACAUAUUUAUAUCUAGAGUGAUUAUAGAGUCAAUCUUUGUGGAAAAAUUAAAGAUAUAAGAAAAGAAAGAAAACGAUCAUUUAAUAAUUUGCAAAUACAGCACAAAGUGGUUGAAAAUAGUGGUUCAAAUAAUAUAAGGAAACACCAUCAGCAGCAGAAAAUAAUCACAGCUAAAAAGAGCAUAGAAUUGGAAAGCUGAUAAAAAAAUCAAUUUACAGGGUGAAUGCACCCUCAGCAAUGGCGGAAGCUUGCACAGAAUGCAAAAUCAGAAGAAUACUUCAUGUAAGAGUUUUGUGUUGUAAAAAGGAAAAUGUUGCAUUGCGUGUGGAAAAAUUGUAAAUUUCAUAUUAUUCACAAUCAAAUUACAAUGAUGGUGUUAUGGGUACCAAGUUUUUCCGUACGCUGCGUCUGAUUUGCGUAUUGCAAUAAAUUACGCAGGACAAAAAAGAUCAACAAUAAUAUGAAAGUGUUGUAUACCCCAAGAGUCAACAUUGUGCGCAAUUACUAUUCAAUGAGAUUCACAUCAUAACUCAUCCUUCAUACCCAACAGCUUUCUUCAUCAUUGUCAUCCACUGUGAACAACGAUCCAUCCGGAUGUUACAUACAUACAUACGGCGACAAAUAUGUAUAGGAAGGAACGUGCUGUUGCAGAAUUAAUGUGAGAAACAUAAAUAAACAGGAAGGAAAGACAAUGCUUCUGAUGAGAAUUUUUAGUAGAACUGAAUGGUGGCAAAUGUAAAAAAAAAUCGUAUUCAAAUUUUAAAAAUGUCGUCUUCAGUGGCAGUGGUGUUACAUUUUUUCCAACCACCAAAUGUUGGGUGAAGCUACUAUUAAUUUCAUAAAUCUAAAAGAGCUUGCUGACAGGCUGAAACCCAUCUAGCAAUAUGCAUUGUACACUAGGGAUUGCGGUGUAGCAAAGAGUGAAUAAAAGACAGCAUAGUGCAAAGGCAAAAAAAGAAAAAUUGCAAGGGAAAGAAAUACUGAUGCGCAAUGGAAAAUAGUGCGGAAGGAAAUAUACACGGAAGGCAACGUCAUAAAUACAGAUACAUUGAACUUGUGGUUGAAUAGCUUUAUGGCAGAAUUAAUAUUUCCCCUAACAAUAGCCAAAGAUACAAGAAUCGAGAGCCACAUCUGUGAGAUAACAUCAUUAAUUCAAUACAUUACAUUUCCGCCGCUAUUGGGGUAUGCCAUUGCAUAUGAAAAUUAUAUAAAUUAACACCCAAUGCCCUCAGAAAAAAAUAACAUUGUUUGCCACUGACAUGUAAUAAAUGUGAAUGGCAUCACGUAAAAAGGAGAAUAGGAAAGUAUUGCAAUAAAAAGAAAUCACUGGUGAAGCGAGAAGAAGGAAAAAACGCGACUAGAUAACCGGAUAUACAAUUCGUAUUAUGCCAAGGUGCUGGUACAAUAGAAAGAAACCUACGGGCUAUGUUUGUGAUGCUGUCAGUCCGUACAACUUCCGUUUGUGAACGGCAGGCCGAGACGGGCUCAAACGUACUUGACACCACUAAAUACAGUAUCAAUAGCUGUAGCAACAAUAAAAACAGCAAUAGCAACAACAUCAGCUGCACAAAUAGCAUAAAAAGCAACAACAUACAGGAAUACCAAACGGCAGCCAUCAAUAACAUCCUCAAAAUCAAUAAUCAUCACGUUGUUUUUGAAAAACAUCUCACCAAAUCAUCAUCUGCCACACCACUUCACAGAGACGAUAUUAUCCUGAAGCCCAGUCUCACACUACCCGAAAUUGGACCACCCACCGCCUUAGCAAGAUCAAAACUUGUCUUGACGGAAUUGAACAACUAUAAGCAAGCCCAGGCAACCCAGGGGCCAGUGGCCACAAUAUUGAACGACCUUAGUCCCGUACCAGCACCAGCAAGAAUCAAGAAUAAAACGGGCAUCCAGUUGAGCCCUAUGACCCUCAAGGGGCUGCAAACCAACUCGCCCGACGCAAAGGCCAUGCGGUACUACAGACUGUGGAUCUACACAUGCAACGCAGUGCUCUUGAUGGCAGUCAUUGUAUUCUGUGGCGUUGCUGGAAAAGUCCUCCUUGCCGACUACAAGCGUCUUUUGGUGCAUGGUUUGAAUUUAGGACAACCAAGCUUUGUGUACGCUUAUUUUGCUCUGCUGGUGCAAUCAGGUUUUCUACAAUUAGUUGGAUGCCUUGGUGCCUUAAGACUUUCAGAGAAAUUACUAAACGCUUAUUGGUUGCUCCUUCUCGUCUUACUAAUUGGGGACGCCAUUCUGGGUAUAUUUUGGAUGUUCAAGUUUGAGAGAGUUAUGACUGAGUUGCAACCAAUUUUGAGUAAACGCCUAGCCACAGAAUAUGGGAAUUCCUUGGAAUUUAGUGAUUUAUGGGAUCGCCUACAGAACGAUGGCCGAUGUUGCGGCGUCAUAGGACCACAAGACUAUUCGAAUACCCCAAAUCGUUCAUAUCCUCUCUCCUGCUGCUCGCCGGAUGUGUCAGAACAGAUUACCGUAUCUCGACGUCCUCUGGCAUCCCCUGUAGUCUUUCGCAAUGACGAGUUGACAACAUUAGGUAUUUUAUCACGAAACAAUUACACUGACAUGCCAGACUCAACAUGGAGUCACAUCGUGAGUGCUGCACGGGAGGAGAGCAAAUCAGUUGCAACUUGCAGAGCAGUCUACCAGCAGGGCUGCAUCGAUAAAGUAAUACUGUGGCUAAAAAGUACAGCGGAUAUUCUUUUUGUGUUGGGCUAUUGUGUAAUUGCAUUCCUCAAAUUGUGCUUUUUGGGGAUUUUGCGAUACGAAAUCAAAGAGAUGAUUCAGAAAAUCAAACUGCUCCAGACAGAAAUGGCUACAGCGAUACUCAAUGCCGAUGCAGAGACCACACAUCUCCAACUACCACAGCUACCGCAACCAAUGCAACAAAUAUCAUCCACUUCAAUUAAUGGUGGCAUUCAUGCAGAACCAAAGGUGGGAAAUCGUGAUCGUGAACGUACCCGAAUUGGCUCUGGGGAAAGUGAACGGGAGUCAUUGCUCGUUCACGACAAUACACCCAAAUAUAAUAUAAAACACAAACAAUUGUUUAUGUGCACAGAACAACAACAGCAGCAGGGUGUAGAUUCAGACACCAAUUCCGGAUGUGCCCUUAUCGUUGAGGACACAGGAGGCACACAAGCAAAGACAAUAAAUGGAAAUAAUAAUUACGAAUUAAGCGAAUUUGAUACGAAGGCACCAUCUUAUAGGCUACUUAAUGCGCCGACCGUGACUAAAAUCUGACUACGGUAUUAUUUGGAGCAGCUAUUCGGUGACCAAUGGCGUAAAUCCUCAGUACCGACAACAGUCGUUACAUCGCGACGCUCUCAUGUCUCCAGGCCCAGUCGUGGCAGAGAAAUACGUUUGUACCGAUCAACAGAGUCUGGUGAUAGAUAUGACUGUGAUUGUGAAGAUAUUUAAAGAACAAAGAAAAAAAAACAAGAUAAACCACGAAAGGUUACAUUAGAGAAGAGACUACAAUGUACAGAAGACCUUGCACAGCGCAACUGAAAUUAUUCCACUAAUCAGAGUGUAUGUAUAAGUAUUCCUCUGAAUAAAUUGCAUUAUCACGCGAUGUAAAUAAAAUGUGUAUUUGAGAAAGAAAGUGCCAUAAAUAUUAUUUCAUCUCUAGAAUACUCAUUACCUAUAGAGCUUCUCAAUUGAAUAAUAAAAGCACAUUAUUUUUUCGCCUAUAUUGAAUUUUAGAACAUUAAAAGAAAACGAAUAUUGUUCAGAAUAUAAUAAAAUUUAAUUUCAGGAAGAAAAGAAAAAAGUCUUCAAUGAAAUGUGUGUAAAAUAAAAUGAUAAAUGUAUUUAAUAGGUACAACAUUAAACGCUUAGUAGAUUUAUAAAUUCCCAUUAAAAUGUUCUAUCAUAGAGACAAUAAGACGAUGAGAUUAAAAGUUGAAAAAAAAAGAAGUCAUAUUCCAUGAAAUGAUAACUCAGCUAUAUCCUAAAAAACUCAAUAAUGUACCAGCAAUUAAAUUUGAAAUAUAACGCUGCGAGGAAAAAGAAUGAACUCAGCUCACAACUACUAAAGAUUAAUGAGCCCCAGAAGACAGAUUCCACAGAAUGUUCGACUUCUUCCGUUGCGCUAGAAAAAAAGUCAAUCUACGAGUUAAGCCCCAAAUACUCCACUUGACAAAAAGUUUAAUUGACACUCCGCAUAUCGAGAUAUUCGACUUUACAGACUCUAAGUCCCCAUGAGAUUAAAUUUUUCUCAUUACCUUAUUGAAUAAUUUCCCCUAACUUUAAAAGAAAAUAAAUAAAUGUAAAAGUUUCAUAUUUUAACCUGAUGAAUUACGUAAUUGCGCCCCAAUAUAAAGACCUUUUCUUCACCAUUAACGUAAAGAGGUUGAUAUGCAGAGUGUUAGACAGACAAUUAAAGUACCACUGUGUUUACAAUGGAAAUCCAUUAAAAUUAGUUAUAUAAAUGUGAAUCAUCAUUUGUAUAUAUAAAAUACUUUAAAAAAUAUAUGUAAAAUAAAUUAAAAGAAAAGUUACUGUAUCAUAAAAGUAUCGACUUAAGUGACAAAGUUAAUUGGGAACUGUAACGUAAGUGGUUUAAGAAGGGAUGAAAAAUGUAAAAGAAGUAAAAAAAAACGACUCCUUUGGUAACAAAAGCUUUGUUGAAUACAAUUGAGUUCUCUUUUUCUAUAAAUAAGUAAUGAGCUUACGAUAGAGUGCCUAAAAUUGACCAUUCGCUUCUCACCAAACAGACAAAUAUGACAGAAUAUUCUAUAACCAAAUCACCAAAGUCCUAUAAGAAUAAACAAAUGAAAUUAAUGAGAGUCCUUCAAAGGUAAAUAUUAUAUUGUUGCAUACAAAGACUUUUUGUCCAUCAAUAAAAGUCUCUAAAAUUUAUUACUGAUAAUUUAUUUUCGACUUCCAUCAGUCCUCAUGGGUUAUAGCUAUGAAGACUAAGUGGUAUCACAAAACACUCUAAAAAUUGUAAAAUAUGUGUAUCAAUAAAUAUUUCACCUUUCAAAACAAAUUAAAAUUUAAAAAAAAGCUUUCGUUCAUUUCAUACUUUUAUACAAAAUUCUAAAGAAAAUAUCUUCGAUAUGUUUUUUUUUCGAAAUCAAUAAAGAUUUUUGAUGGACCAAGAAAAAAAAGAUUUGAGCAGCAAUCUAAUAUUUGGACACUGAUUCGAUUCAAUUAUAGCCAGAAACUGGGAGUCAUUUUAUGAAAAGAAAAAUGUGUUCAACACUACCAGAGAAAAUACCGUGGAAGAAACAUAUGAACCAAAUGUUGAUGCAUAGGAAAAGGAGAUUCAAAACAAAUGGAAACAAAUCAAUCAAUGCAAUUUAAAUAUCCCAAUCUAUUUUAAUUCCAAAACGCAUUAUAGUCAUGUAAUAUGAAUUAUCAUAUCAGUACCAAAUAUAUAUUAAAAAAAAUAGGGGACAAAAAAUAUUAAUUACCAUUUAGUUUAAUCGAAUUCUGACUAGUGUGUAAGAAGAUACAGUGAAUUAAAACAGAAAAGAUUUGCCUAAUAUUAAAAAAAAAAACAAAAUCUAAAAGAAAAAAUAUAUCUAACGUAUUUAUAGAAAUGUACUAACUGUUGUAAAUAGUGCUUUGCUUCCUUUGUAUUCAGAAGAAAAAAAAAACAAAAAAUAAUAAUUAAAAAAAAACAUUGAAAAAUAGAUAAAAAGCUAAUUCAAGUAUAUUUAUUGUAGAAAAUGAGAAAAGAAAAAAGAAUUAUUAUAUAUAUUAUGAGAAAUCAAUACAUAUAAAAGAUUUAAAAUACCUAUUCAUAGAUAGAUAUUUUUGCAUGUUUCAAUAUUUAAUGGUGAAUUCAGAGAGUUUUUUGAAUAAACAAUAAUCAAAAUUCCAUUAUAUUCCGAAGAAAGUAAUGUGAAUAAAUGCGAGACGAGUACCUUUCAGAUAAACAACAUGAAUAAAAAAUAUCCUCACCUAAAGAAAGGAUAAAAUGAAGAGAGAUAAGAAAAAAAAACAAGUAAUAUUAUUGGAAAUUCUACCCAACAUUCACACAUCCAAAUUCCAAUAAACCAUGUACAAAUUUAUGUAGGUAACAAAACAAGGUCCCUUGGAAAAAAAUUCAAUCUCCUCUACAUUUCACAUAGAAACAAAACCCAAAUAAGUAAUCAUAUAUAAUAGGAAAAUGGAUGAAAAAUUCAACAGAAAAAAAUUCAUUGUAAAACUGUUAAAAUGUGUAUAUAGCUAGAAAAAUUGACAUAUUUUAAAUAAACCUUCUGGAAUUUAUCAAAUGAAAAAAA